AUGGACAGAGAAGGCUUCCUUCGAGAUGUUGACGAGAUUCUAGACACUAGGAUAUUUACGAACCUUGGCCCGUUCGCCGCAAAGUUGGAGGCAACAGUGUGCUCCUAUCUGAAUGUGAAGCACGCCUUUGCGGUAUCAAACGCAUCUGUGGGAUUGGCCAUGAUGCUACGAGCUUUAGAGCUUCGAGCAGGAGGGGAGGUCAUUUUGCCCGCCUACACGUUCAUCGCAACCGCGCACGCAGUCAUCGAGUGCGGCCUGAAGCCUAUUUUUUGCGACUGCGACCCUGAGUCACACCUCAUCGGGGUCAAGGAAGUUUCAGCGUGCUUCUCACCUAACACUGUCGCAGUUCUGGCGGUCAAUUUAUGGGGGCUAGCUUGUGACGUGGAAGGCCUUCGCUCGUUUGCUGAAGAGAACCACAUCAGCUUGCUAUACGACUCCGCACAUUCUUUCGGAGCACGUGCGCCCUGUGGCACGUUUCUUGGAAACUUUGGUGAGGCGGAAGUAUUCAGCAUGCACGCCACCAAACUGUUUAACAGUUUUGAAGGUGGUCUAAUCACGACUAACAGUGACUUGAUUGCUAAGAGGCUGGCUCCCAUGAGAAACUUUGGCAUCACUGGUCAGGAUCAAGUUUCGUGUUGGGGAUCAAAUUACAAACUAUCUGAAGUGCAUGCCGCUUUCGCCCUCCGUCAGCUGUGCAACAUCGAGAAACUGGUCGAUUUGUACAAGGAGAACGCGAAGACAUACACGAAAUUACUUGAGGAACAUUGCGUUCCCGGGAUACGCAACUGGAACGAAUCCUUUCUCAGCCACGAAGGAUGCACGCACGCGUAUGUGUGCUUUGAAAUUCAACAAAACUUUCCGCUUACUCGUGAUGAGGUUAUCGCACGGCUGCGAGACAACAAUGUAUUCGCAAAACGAUAUUUCUUCCCUGGUUUGCACAAAUGUCAACCUUAUGCAAGACGUUUGAAGGAUUUGAAGAUACCAGUGACUGAGAAGCUGUGCGAGGAGGUACUUGUGCUACCCACUGGAAGCACAGUGAAAGAGAGCGAUAUCGAGCGCGUGGUGGAUUUACUGAAAAAGUUUUCAAAAUCCAGUCCAAGCAUAAAUAAGCACGUGAACGGAAACACUGAGCACGAGAUAUCUGUCGACUUCAGCCACUUGCAAGAAAAAAUUUCUUACUUGAGGGAUUUGAAGUGCAAAUAUGAAGACCUCACCGCAUCUUGCGAAAGAGAUCUUUCGUUUCUUGAAGGCCGGCUGACAAGGAUAUCUUUAAGCCGAGGGGGAGAUAGACUGUGA
Messenger RNA from Ostreococcus tauri, 1296 nucleotides. RefSeq names its product Pyridoxal phosphate-dependent transferase, major region, subdomain 2. The coding region runs from base 1 to 1296 and encodes 431 amino acids. Gene Ontology annotation, molecular function: pyridoxal phosphate binding; transaminase activity. The transcript has a single exon. NCBI's taxonomy places the organism in Eukaryota, Viridiplantae, Chlorophyta, Mamiellophyceae, Mamiellales, Bathycoccaceae. The record is from RefSeq and is a predicted model, not a curated record. Gene Ontology annotation, biological process: polysaccharide biosynthetic process.